This is a messenger RNA of Zophobas morio, 3634 nucleotides long. RefSeq lists its product as uncharacterized. The coding region runs from base 81 to 3485 and encodes 1134 amino acids. NCBI's taxonomy places the organism in Eukaryota, Metazoa, Arthropoda, Insecta, Coleoptera, Tenebrionidae. Gene Ontology annotation, cellular component: nucleus; cytoplasm. Gene Ontology annotation, biological process: mitotic cell cycle; intracellular signal transduction; protein phosphorylation. The transcript is spliced from 6 exons. The record is from RefSeq and is a predicted model, not a curated record. Gene Ontology annotation, molecular function: histone H3T3 kinase activity; ATP binding.
UUGGCAGCAUUGGUGAGCGUGGCUGUCAAAAAAAAAUAAUUCAAGAAUUUGUUUUUAGGUAAAAUUGUAAAAUCUUCAAAAUGCCAUCACAUCAACCGAUGAAAACGUACAUGAAAAAGACCCGAGUCCGAAUGAACACGAGUGUGAACUCCGUCGACGCAGUCAACGCUUUGUUCGUGGAAAAUUUGACCAAGAGAUUCAAGAGUCGGAAGAAAGCCAAAAUCGAACUGAAGGAGUUGCCUCCACAGGGCCCCACUCAGCUCACCGACGACUCGCUCAAGGUGGAAACGAACGACACGUUUGAUAGACUUGUCAAAGGAAAAGUUUACAAUGAAGUAAAAAUAGUGUGUAAUAUUCUCAAAUUCAAUUCGUCGAAUAGCGACACCUCAGUGACGUACCGGAGCCCUAUAAUGACCCGCAGGCGCAAAAAAACCACCGCUUUGGUCACCGAAGUGGAUAGUGAAGAAAGCUCAACUGUGGAUAAACCAGUCAGGAAGAAUGUUUUAGUGUGUAGUAGUCUUAAAUCCAACUUAUCGAAAAGCACCAGUAGGAGUUACCGGAGCUCUAUAAUGACGCGCAGGCGCAAAAAGAGCACCGAGGAGGCUAAUAGUAACGAAAAUAGUGAAAAAAGCUCAACUUUGGAUAAACCUGUCACCAAGAGUCUGUCAAUCGAGAAAGAAAGCAAACACAACUUCUCCACUCUCAGUUACAUUAAGCUCCCGAGGAUCACCGAAGACCAAGUCAUGAACAACAACCAGGACCCCAUUUUUAGUGACACGUUUAGGGAGCGGGCGUUCGUGCACUCCAGCACCCCUUACGUGAACACCCGGCGGUCGAAAAUCGUGGAAGACUGCAUUUCGCCGAUCGUGAGCAACCCAAAAAGCGUAUCCAACCCGGUGUCACCCGUAGCCAAAUCGGACUCAUCCAGUUCGUCCGAAUUAAUUGAAAAAUCGUUCGACCAAAUCCGGAAAUGGGACAAGAAUUUUCCGUUGGAGGGGCAAGGGGUUAAAGUUAAACGACCCCGAGGGCGUCCCCGCAAACUACCAUUGGACAGUCCGAAAGACAAAGAUUGGAAACUAAAGUGCGAAGUAAAAGUUUGUGUGGAGAAUUGUAUUCCGGAAAAAGAGGGUCCAGCGGACUUUCAGGGCUUCACUUGUGACGAACAGAGGACUGGUAAGGAGCUUUCAGACGAAUUUUCGCAGACCGUUUUAGAUUAUAGUCGGGACAAUGUCUUGAGGGGGUUCACCCCAGAGGAACAGUCAAACUCCGGUGAGUACUCCCAGGAGUGCCACAACUCGUUCGUUAGUUACAACCAUGAUUACACUAAACGAAGACAACGGUUGCCUAAACCCUCGAUAAAUUCACCCAAAGAAGCGAAAAGUCGCACCAGACGUCGAUCAACCCGGUUUACUAAAGUCGACUUUAAGAGAAAAAGUGUGAGGAGAAAAGGACUGAGAACGAGGGAGAAACGUCAGUCGUUCGUGACGAGUCGGCGACCUACGGCUUCCGUCGCCGCAAAGAAAACGCAGGCUGCCAAUAGUAGAAAGUCGAAGAUGAAAAAGUGUGUUGACGUCACGGACGACAUUUUGUCGGAAAAAGAAAUGUCGUAUAGUCACUCGGAGUCGUUCGACUUUAGCUCGUCGAGUAGUAGAGUACAAAUAGAAGAACUGAAAGACAAGGAAAUCUGUCUCCCAAAGAAAAAUAGUGUGAUAACGGUAGAUCUGGACGACUUUGACAAGUUCAUGCAGAGUUACUACCUAAAAGACCAAACUGACGACAAUAAGGGUGAAAUUAAACCGGAAACGAACUCGAAUUCUCACAACAAUCGAAGUCUGGACUUUUUAAUUUCGCCCCCGAGGCCUUCAACCUCGACCCUUUCAAGCAAAAGUGACUCUAAAAUCGUCAUCCUUAGCGACAUUACUUUAGGUUUCAAUAAAAAACCGCUAACGGAUUUAAAUAAGUCAGUCGAGGUUGUACAUCACGACCACUCUUACACAAAUACGCCCCCAUCCACCAAACCACCCCAGUGUUCUAUUCUCGAGCCCCAUUUAGAUCUGUCAGAUAUUAUUGAAUCUUCGGAAGACCCAAUCAAACCAACGCAGUUUAAAAAACCGACGAAGUCGUUGAAAUUGAAGCCGGGGAAGUCCUAUCGGAGGUCGCUUUCGUUGCUUCGCAGGAGUUCGGUGUUGGUUGACGUCAAUGUGGGGUGCCCUGAAGAUUGUGUCUGCUUCAAGUGUAUGUUUAAAGAGAAAUUGAAUUUGGAUAGUUCGCGGAAGUCGCAGAUUGUUCCCGUGGGAAGGAAGUCGAUUGGGAGGUCGCUGUUGGAGAGCUACGCCAGGAGCCAUUUGAGUUAUGUGCAACAACAAGAAGAAGGUGACUUCGUCGAAGACUUGGCUGGGAGCGUUCAGAGCCUGCGGAAGCUUUCGUUGAAUGCGAGGAAGGCGAUUGUCGAAGGAGAUCAUUUCGAGGUUACUGCGAAGGAACUGGUGCUACGGAGAUGCGGACAACGGGAGAUUUUGGGGUUCGAGGAAUGCUAUCCUACGAGCGCCCUUCAGAACUGCCACAAGAUCGGCGAGGGCGUCUACGGGGAGGUCUUCCUCUACCGCAACGCCGACGGCGGCACGUCCGUUAUGAAAAUCAUCCCGAUCGAGGGCGACCUGAUCGUUAACGGAGAACGGCAGAAAAAAUUCGAGGAAAUACUUUCAGAAAUCGUCAUUGCAAUGGAACUGAGCAACCUGAGGAGUAACAAGAAAAACUCAACAACGUGUUUCUCCGAGGUCCAGAAGGUCCGGUGCACACAGGGAAAUUACCCGGACAGGUUGGUGGACCUGUGGCAGCUCUACGACGAAACGAAAGGGUCAGAGAACGACAGCCCCCAGAUGUUCUCUUCAGACCAGCUGUAUAUAGUUCUCGAACUGGCGAACGGAGGCCGUGAUUUGGAGAGCUUCGUUUUCAACAACGCGUUGCAAGCUUACGCCAUGUUCAAACAAACUGCAUGUGCCUUGGCUGUCGCCGAAAGUGAGCUUCACUUCGAACAUCGCGAUCUCCACUGGGGGAACGUUUUGCUAACGACCGUCGAUAAAAGCAAAACGUUGAGGUUUCGCUUAGAUGGGUGCGAAAUCGAAGUGGAGACGGCGGGGGUGGAGAUUGCGAUCAUUGAUUUCACCCUUUCAAGAAUCGAAUUUGAUGAGGUGGUUAUUUUUAAUGACUUAAGUUUGGAUAGUGACCUCUUUGUAGCUAAAGGGGACUACCAGUUUGAAAUAUACAGGUUGAUGCAGAAAAGUAACGGAAACGAGUGGCAACAUUUUGAACCAUACACCAACGUCCUCUGGUUGCACUAUAUUUUGGAUAAAAUACCAGCAUUCCGUUACAAAAACACCAAAAGUAAAGUCCACAAAACUUACCUCACGCAUUUGAGACAAAUGAAAGAAGAAGUUCUUUCAUACAAUUGCGUUACCGACUUUGUGAAGGAGAAAUUUUUUUAGAGUGUAAGUAAGUAAAUUUUCAACUGGUAAUGUACAUAAAUAUUUAAAGAAAAACCCAAACUGUCAUAUUUUAGUUGUUUUUGUGUUAGUAUUUUAAACUCCCCGACUGUAAUAUACACUUGAUUUUUAAUAAAAAAUAUAACGUCGAA